AGGCAGUCUGCAGCUUUCAGCAGAAAAUUACGACCUGUAAGAAGCGCUGUAUUAAAACUGAGUGCUUGUGAGGUCCAGCUGAUCAGAAGGAAGCGAGCAGCGCCUCCUGUGACAUUCUGCUUUUACUGUUGGGCGCCCUACGAUAGCCCCUGAUUCGCAUCUAUUUCUGAGGGAGCACCAGAGGGGCGCCACAGGUUUCCAAGAGCAAUCCAGCUGUCUGCGGGUCUCGCAUCCAGCUGUUUCCUUCAGCUUAUUGCUCAACAUCCGCACGCGCGCCGAAGUCUCUAAUCAAUCGCAGCAGCCAUGGCGUCUUCAACUCUCCUCCGCCCGCUUGCGCCAAUCCCAAUUUCGGCCCCAGUGGUUGCUUCAGCAAAAACUCCAGCCGGUCAGGAGGGGCGAUUGUCAGUGGGGAUGCCUGCACGCAGCUUCAAGAGCACGGGCGGAGCUGGCCGGAGCCAGUUCUUAGGUGGUGCUGUGCCAAUCAAGUCCUUCCAGAAGAAGGCCGUGAAGGGCGAGCAAAGGCCUCUCUCUGUGGAGGCCAACGUGUUCAAGCGCGCCAAGCGCAUGGUGCAAAGCUACACCACCGCCGUGAAAUCGUCCAUCGAGGACCCGGCCAAAUUGCUGGACGACAGCAUGCGCGACCUGGACAGGGAGCGGCAGAAGGUGCGGGAGACGGUCAAGCAGGUCCAGUUCUCCGUUACUCAGUUGGAGGGCCGCGGGCGGCAGGCCGCACUGCGCGCCCAGGAGUGGCACGACCGGGCCAAGAGCGCGCUCGAGAAGGGUCACGAAGACCUGGCUAGGGAGGCGCUGAGGAACCAGAAGGAAUACGAGGCGAGCGGCGCGUCGCUCCAGGCCCAGUGGAAGCAGCAGACGGCGCUGCUGACCAAGUUGGAGUCGAGCGCGGGGCUCCUCGAGGAGAAGAUCGAGGAGGCGCGCGCCAAGAGGACCGCGCUCGUCGCGCGCGCACAGACCGCGAGCGCCAACCGGCGCGUCCAGGAAAUCCUGGGGGGGAUCAGCACCGGCGGGGCAGUGGCCAAGUUUGAAGAGGUGAAGGAAAAGGUCAGCAAGCUUGAAGCCGAAGCGGAGGCCCUGGCAGAGGUUACUGGGGAGUCGCUGGAAGUACGUUUCCGUAACCUGGAGCGGUCAAACAUGGACCGUGAGCUAACCCAGUUGCGGGCGGAGGUUGGUACCACCCCCCGGAGGGACGAGGUCGCCGUUAAGGACCGGGUUAGCUUACCCGAUUUCCUUAACCUGAAGCGGCAGUCAGACGAAAAGCGGAGCAAGGCUGCGGACGUAGAGGUCAUCGACGCGGACGAACUAGAGCGCCGCUUUAACCAGCCGCCUGUGCUCGCGUCAGCAAAGACCGAGACCGACGUCAGCAGGCGGUCGGAGGAGAAGCCCUGGUGGGCCGGCCGCGAGGCCGGCCGCGACUGGUGGGGUGACGAGACUCAACCGAGCGACCCUCAGAGCGGCGGCUGGCCCAGCUGGGGUGACGUCAGCGGUGACGUCAGCAGGCGACGCGAGGGCGACGUGGUGCCCGCUUUCCCUUGGCAGCGGGUCGCCGCUUUGGCGAUGCAGCUGGCGUUUGGUUUUCUAGUAUUUGGGGCUGGUUUGGGGGGCCGCCCGGGGCCCAAUACGUACGGCCCAGGCCUGCCCGGGGGAAUGGUUCUGGGCGGUCCGUUUAUGGGACCGGGGAGGGUUAUCGUGAGGAGAGCGAGUCCGUUUGGCAGUCCGUUUGGGAGUCCGUUUGGCGGAAGUCCGUUCGAUCCGCUGGGCCAGCAGGUGCGCCCGUAUGGCGGCCGGAUGAUGCCAAGGCGCGGGGGAGUUGUAUAUAGGCGCAUCAUCAUCAACUGAUUGCGUGUUAGUAGGCGAGGGGCAUACAACUGUCAUCAGCUCGGAUUGGGGUGUACAUUGACAAUAAUUAGUACUCUUUUAUUACUCUUAUUAUUGCCCGCAUAGCAGUGAAUGGCAGCGAUAGCAGCUGUCCGUAUGAGAUACCACGAUAUAUAAGGCCCGUAGGGCAUCUGUAAAGACAUGAUACAUUGAAAACUGCAGGCAACAUACUAGGUUACCGAGCUGAGUUAGUUUAUAAACUAUAGUCUAUAGACUUCGAUGUUUUAACAAGAAUUUAGCACUGCGGUUUUAGCGCCUCUUGUUGUAUGAAAGUCAGGAAUUGAAACAGGCUUAAAUUUCCUUGAACGUCCCGGUUGAAUUCUAGUCGGAAGCUGCAUAUGCACGCAAUCGAUCGGGC
Messenger RNA from Klebsormidium nitens, 2251 nucleotides. The record is from the annotation of a GenBank genome assembly. Lineage: Eukaryota; Viridiplantae; Streptophyta; Klebsormidiophyceae; Klebsormidiales; Klebsormidiaceae.